Messenger RNA from Rhipicephalus sanguineus (brown dog tick), 915 nucleotides. RefSeq names its product eukaryotic translation initiation factor 4B-like. Bases 1 to 915 code for a protein of 304 amino acids. The transcript has a single exon. Lineage: Eukaryota; Metazoa; Arthropoda; Arachnida; Ixodida; Ixodidae. The record is from RefSeq and is a predicted model, not a curated record.
AUGCGGGCUGAAGCUCGGUGUCGACAAAAAACACAUCCUCCCCCAUGCUCUUCGGUGGCGUUUGUGUCGGGGGCCGCGCCGGAAUGCGUCAGCGGGAAGCGAAGUGACCGGGACGACUGCGAUCAAGAUUCUGCGCAGCGGGAAUGCAAGAGGCUGCAACUCAAGCCCCGCUCGGUACCCGUGGAGUCGAAUGAGGAGAACGCUGCUGUGCUGAAGGCCACCAAGCUUGCACCUAAUGCCCCGUGGUCCAUUUUCGGCGGAGCGCGACUCAUUGACAUGGCUGCCCGAGAGCGUGAUAUUGAAGCAUGUCUGGCUCGGCAGCGUGAGGAAGAAGAGCACCGACGAAUGCGGAACCGGGGGCUCUUCCAGCAGAGUCGCAAGGACGACCUGGUGCGGCGCUCCGGUGUCGCCUCUGGUUCACAGAGAAAACGGAGUUCCUCGGAGUCUGGCAGUGAUUCCUACUACAAUGGAGAAAGGCAACCACCCUCGCAGCAGUGCAGCAACGACAGCCGUCACCGUUCGAAAAGUAGCCAAUAUGGCUCCCAGGCGCGCUGUGAUGCACCGGUACGUGACGAUCAGGGAGAAUGUUCACACCAACCACCAGCUGGCCGCAUCAGACGACCCGACUCAGACGUAAAAGUAGCAUCGGCACUGCAGUCGACCGACGCGGUCUCCGAGUCCUACCCAAAGCGAACGACCCUUGGACACCUGCCAGGAACACUUUCGUCACAGGGGGGGGGGGGAAUCUCGCCCGUCGCGAGGUUGGCUAGAGACGUGCUGCGCACCAGUGAUGCGCGUGGCCCACUCACGGGCUUUAAAAGCGGCAGCUGUAGCAUGGCCAGGGGUGCUAUGCAGGAUGGCCCGAGCUUCUCGGGCACAAGAGUUUGUUCCGAGCUCGCAUCACGGCGGUCAUGA